Phytophthora sojae is the source of this 177-nucleotide messenger RNA. RefSeq lists its product as hypothetical. The annotation marks the transcript as partial. Lineage: Eukaryota; Oomycota; Peronosporomycetes; Peronosporales; Peronosporaceae. The transcript has a single exon. The record is from RefSeq and is a predicted model, not a curated record.
AAAAAAUACCAAGCUAACAAGGCAACGAUCGCAGCCGCAAAGAAGCGGUACUACAACAUGAAUCGUGAAAAGAUACUCACUCGUCAGAAGGAAUACGAUGAGAAGAAUCGUGAGAAGAUUCUUGCUCGUCAGAGACUGUACUAUGCUAGGCGUGCGGGCAAGAUCGCGCUCGACUAA